Hydractinia symbiolongicarpus is the source of this 2342-nucleotide messenger RNA. Its product is annotated as 2-oxoisovalerate dehydrogenase subunit beta, mitochondrial-like. Gene Ontology annotation, molecular function: catalytic activity. The record is from RefSeq and is a predicted model, not a curated record. Gene Ontology annotation, biological process: response to nutrient; branched-chain amino acid catabolic process. NCBI's taxonomy places the organism in Eukaryota, Metazoa, Cnidaria, Hydrozoa, Anthoathecata, Hydractiniidae.
AUUUGGGAUGUGGAUAUGUGUUUCUUAGUUUUUCAGUAGUUCGUUGAAGUAUUCUCUUCGCUUAAACUGUUUUGAUAAUGGCUGUGAUAUGGUUAAAUAUGACAUAAACGAAGUUCCCAAGAGAGAGGGUGAGACGGUUGGUAAUUAUUACGGUGUUGAAAAAGAGUGACAGUUAUCUGAGACACUAAGAAACCAAAAGGAGAUGUUUAAAAUCUAGACUGCCGAUUUAUUUACAAUAGACAGCUACGAACACUUCUUAUGCUCUGCAUAUUACGUAGACAGGAUUCUAUGGGAAUAGGAAUAUCGGCGGGGAACCUCUUAAGCUUUAAUUAUUACAUAGAUGAUGGUAAAGAUUAAACUAGAAUAGAAACUAAUCAAGACAGUUAGUUCCCAUUUCUCUUGUUUUAAGCUGCUUAUGUGUUGCAUAGUAGAAAACUGGGAGCAAUAUAACUUUUUAAAUAACCUAUUUCGUGAUUGAUUAGUUAGUUGUUGUGCAGCCCAAUUAGCAUCUCAUUAUGUUAAACAGUGGCUUGCAAGCUUUUAAGAAUGUAUAACAAAUUCUUUCAAAACAUGUAAAACAGCAUAGAAAUGUCCACAGACAAUCAUAUUUUAAUCAUUUUUACUUAGUAGCACGGUUUUUUGCACUGUUUAAGAACUUGAAAAAAAAAGAUUCGUAGUUGGAAAUCGUGAUAUAACACUAGGUAACGAUAAUUUUGACUACUGUAAGAGGAGAGCGCCUCGAGUAGUCACUAUAUACAGCGAAAUUGAUGUAUCUCAUUUUUCUAUAUAGGCUACCCAAUAUUGAAAUUGUGGUUACGGCACAGUUAUUUGCGUGAGUCGGUUAAAAGUCUUUCAUUCCAGAAUAAUUUCACGUUAUAAAAUAAUAAAAACAGCAAAAUUGGGAACAUAUGGUCUACUGGCACAGACUAAAUUUCAGCCAGAUCUUUUUUGUAUUUCGUUGUUAAUCUUUGUAAUUUUUUAGGUAAAAAAUAUGGUAAUAUUAAGGGGAUUGCGCAGAUUUCUAAACUAUCCUUUACCUCGAGAACAUAUUUUAUUAAAGAGACAUGCAUCAGCAUUUUCUUUCGUUGCUGAGAAAAUUGCAAUUAAUGGUAUGUAUAGAUUUAUAAAAUUUGAGAGCUAGAAAGAUGGGUGGGAUGGAUGGGAUUGGAUUAACUUUUUUGUAUUCUAGGCGAAACUAAGAGAAUGAAUUUGUAUCAAUCUAUAACCAAUGCAAUGGAUAUUGUCAUGGAAACUGAUGAUACAGCAUUAAUAUUUGGUGAAGAUGUGAGCUUUGGUGGUGUUUUUCGUUGUACUAUGGGCUUGGUUGAUAAAUAUGGAAAAGACAGGGUGUUCAAUACUCCACUGUGUGAACAAGGCAUUGUUGGUUUUGGCAUAGGUCUGGCUAACAUGGGAACAACUGCCAUUUAUAUAUUUCCAGCUUUUGACCAGAUUGUAAAUGAAGCUGCUAAGUGUCGAUAUCGUUCUGGGAACCUCUUUGAUUGUGGUUCACUAACCAUUCGAACACCAUGUGGAGCGUUCGGACGUGGUGCGUUGUAUCAAUCUCAAAUGCCCGAAGCUUACCUUGCUCACACUCCAGGUUUAAAGGUUGUGAUUCCCCGAAGUCCAAGUCAAGCAAAGGGAUUAUUACUAGCAUCUAUUCGCGAUAAAAAUCCUGUUGUUUUUAUGGAACCAAAAAUAUUAUACAGAAGAGCAGUUGAAGAGGUACCUGUAGAUGAUUACGAACUUCCGUUAUCAAAAGCUGAUGUAGUAGAAGAAGGGAGUGAUGUCACACUGCUAGGAUGGGGAACCCAAAUUCAGGUAUUGAGAGAAGCGUGUAAAAUGGCUAAGCAACAACUUGGCAUAUGUUGUGAGAUUAUAGAUCUAAGAACUAUUAUUCCCUGGGACGAGCAAACAAUUGUUGAGUCUGUUGAUAAAACGGGUCGUCUUAUUAUCGCGCAUGAAGCACCAAUCACAGGAGGUUUUGCUGCUGAAAUUGCAAGUACAAUACAAGAGCAAUGCUUUCUUCAUUUGGAAGCACCAAUUCAAAGGGUGUGUGGCCACGACACUCCAUUCGCGUAUAAUUUCGAACCGUUUUAUCUACCUGAUCAAUUUCGUUGUUUUGAAGCCAUUAAAACUGUAACAAAUUACUGAGAAGAAACUUCUCGAAUGGGAAGGAUUUACGGUGGUGGCAUCGCGCGAAAUAUUGCAACAAUCGUCUGGCGUAAAUGUUGAAACAUCUAAUUAUAAUACCACUGGCUGUAUGUGCAACUUUAUUUCUAAGCACCGGGAAAUUUUUACAUAUAUAGUCACAGAAACAACCCCCGUCUAGUUUUUUAAAUGCU